Messenger RNA from Alternaria rosae, 1975 nucleotides. RefSeq lists its product as uncharacterized. Lineage: Eukaryota; Fungi; Ascomycota; Dothideomycetes; Pleosporales; Pleosporaceae. The record is from RefSeq and is a predicted model, not a curated record. The coding region runs from base 220 to 1779 and encodes 519 amino acids. The transcript has a single exon.
AGAUCACAAGACUAGACCGCUUUCGUGAUGCACAGCACUGAGCACGUACCUGGACCUAGCGAAGAGCAGGCGCAAUUGCCUCAAGAUUCACUCAGGUUACCACAGAUGUAAUGCCUGCCUCUACUUCAGGGGCUGCAGCCAUGGAAUCACUCUCAUUACCACUCCAUUCGCUCAACCAUACUCAACCCUGUUUGUCAAGCGGAUCCCCUAGAUCUCAUCAUGCCUAGCAAGGACGAGCUCACGGGGCCACCUUCAGAGACCCACGCCCAGAGACCUCCGCGGCACAGAGCCGAAAUUGUAUCACCGUAUGAUUCAGAUGUUGAGGAGGUGUCGGCACAGGACUAUGAUCGCGAUCGCUACGAGCGUGAAGAGCGAAGAGAUCGGCAUAGGGUAGGCGACCCGCCUCUCGACUAUGGCGAAGGAGAAGAGCCCCGUUGUCGACCUCAACCUCAACCUCAACCUCGAGGUCGAUCACUAUCUCCUCCACGCCCCCGUCGUCGAAGUCGGGAUCGAGACUACUCCAGGGACCGACCACGCGGCGGGCAACGAGACCGAAGAUCCCCCAGUCGGCGGCGAGACCAAAACGAAAGAAGGCCCAAUCGAGCUUAUAGUGAUGAGCGUGGUCAAAGGCGAAAUGGGCGCACGUCACGAUCUCGCUCUCCUGGUCCUCAGCGCGCGCCAGCACCGCUGCCACCACCACCAUCACCACUUGCUUCUCCUCCUCCUCUUCCUCCUGCUCCUCCAACUCGCAGUACGGGCUACACCAUCAUCAGUAACCGCACAGGAGAUGUAACCAUCUACAGACCCGAGUACGGACAGACCCGUGGGUCCUACACGGACUUGACGAAGGAGUAUUUCACCAGCGACGUUGUUUCUGUUCGACUCUGUGACUUCUCAUCCGACUCACAAGCGAUAGUUGGGAAGUAUUCCACACCGUCUCCACAAGGUUUGAUCAACUUGAAGCAAAAUGUGCCUUUCAUCUUUAAACGAGUCGACUGUGAUUAUGGCAUUGGUUAUGUUGCGCACAGCUUCGGAGGGCGGGGAUUGAAUCGAGCGGAUUGGAUACCGAAGUUGGAGCACGCAAAGUACCUGGGGAUGGCCAAUGAAGACGAUUUGUACGGGUUUCAAGGAAAUGGUAGUCCGCAUCAACAGCUGAAGGUGCGGCGAGCACCAGGAUCAAGAUACCUCUUGAACAUAAGUCAUGUCUUCGUGGGUGAGUUGGUGAAAGUCACCUUUCCACGAAAGCCUUACUACUGGGGCCGGCUGAGACUUAGAGAUUACUACCGGCUGCAAUGCCUCAGUGAUUUCCUCACGGCAUCUCCUGGAUCGAGCGCGGCAGACAUCGAUGACAUUCCAACAAGAAUUGGCUUGGACAUCGGUGCGUUGAAAGAGCUGCGAAGUGCGGACGACUCCUUGGACAGAAACAUGAAAGCUGGUCUCGUAGCUCUCGAUGCCAUACACAAGCGGAAGCCAUCCGACAAUGACAAGGACGCAGAUGCCCGUCCGCCUAGGGCUCAGACAGCACCGAAUGGCCGCGUCCCACCUCCCACCACGCGUCCAGGUGCCAAAGACGCUAGCUCGACAGCGCCACCACCAGCAACUACGCAGACUACCGGGGAGGCGACGCGGCCACGAGAUCAGCCCCGACAGCCAUCAGCAACGACUGCGAACGCGACGGGGGACCCAAGACUCCAACCACCCACAGAGCUGAGAACAAUGCGCCCGCGCGACGAUGACACUCAUUCAUUACCGAACGCCCAUCGACGGCGAAAUUCUUAGAGCGCUUUACAGGGUAUUCCGGCCGAUCUGUGAGGGACCAUGGGUAGCAUCCGUCUACACUAGUCUCCAGUCCACAAUGAGCAGCGCAUUGUGCUCAAGAAACAAAGCGGGGAGGAAUGUGCUCAGGGAAUCAAGUAGGGAAAAUUGGUCAUCUGAAGAAGGCAAGCUCUUUGAGACGGCUGCACAAGCGAUUCGG